Molecule: messenger RNA, 1661 nt
Organism: Nilaparvata lugens (brown planthopper)
Lineage: Eukaryota; Metazoa; Arthropoda; Insecta; Hemiptera; Delphacidae
Product: limbic system-associated membrane protein
Biological process (GO): synapse organization
Cellular component (GO): neuron projection membrane
Source: RefSeq, a predicted model, not a curated record
UAUCUCGACAAAUUUCAACUCGAAACGCGCCCCGAAAUUCCCCAAAAUCAACCCAUUAACUCGUGACCACCUAAAAUCAUAAAUUACCUUAAUCUCAGUUCUCCUAAGUUUCUCCCUGUUGUGAAGUAGUAUGUAUAAUUGUAUAUGUGUGUGUGUAUGUGUUGAAAUGUGAGUGCUUGUUUUCUUUGAUUCAGUGUUCUAAGUGAAUGUAAAUUUGGAGAAUUACCAUUAAAUAAUCAAAUUAUCUAAAGUUUUCAUUCCUACGAACAUCCUUCUCCCCGUAGCAGGAGUGGAAUUAUGUACUUUUUGAACGUGAAAGGAUGUAUUCGAGUGGAGUGCUAGUGUGUUUGAGUGAGUGCGACUAUGCCUUCGUAUUUGUUCUGGAUUAGUUUCGAGUCAAAUUGAAGAUGGCUACCAAAGUCAUUCGUCAACCACAUUUGGCUCUUGCAGUCAUUUUUUCCUCCGUCAUCACACUAACUGUGAAUCAUCCAGGUAUCGUGGAUACGAGGCAGGGACCUGCACAUAUUGACAGUGGGUGGGCAGAGAUACACUCGUGACCGCCGCUUCCAGCCGCUGCAUGCCGACGGCAGUGAUGAGUGGACGCUGAGGGUGGUGCAGCCCCGGGCCCAGGAGGCCGGUACAUACGAGUGCCAGGUCAGCACCGAGCCAAAGAUAUCGCAGGCAUUCCAGCUCAACGUUGUGGUAUCACGCGCCAGCAUAUCAGGCAGCAAAGAACUGUUUGUGAAGCGAGGGAGCGACUUCAACCUGACCUGCGUGGUCCUGGAGUCACAGGGUGGGACAGAACCACCACUCUUCAUCUACUGGUACAAGGAUGGCCGGGUCGUCAACUACUCGUCACGUGACCUGAAUGACGUCACGUCAGAGUCACGUGGCGUCACGGUCGUCACAGAUGCUGCAUCACGGAGCUCGCGCCUCCACAUCAGUUCGGCACUGCCUGAAGACACGGGCAACUAUACAUGCUCUCCUUCCUCUUCACUGCCUGACUCCACUCUGGUGCAUGUGCUCAAUGGUGAAGAACCAGCUGCCAUGCAGCAUGGCAACAGCAGUUCAGGCAGUGCUGCUCUCCAUAUCAUGUGGCAAGACUGCGUAUCAUGCAACAAGCUGAACUUCCUUCCUCUACUACUGUUCUGCGGCUCUCUUCCGUAUCACCUCAAAACUGUGCUGGCUCUGGAUACAAGUUGAUUGCCAGGCCUUAUCAGUUGUCCAUUCUUCUAAGCUAUAGAGCACACUUGGCUCACGACUUGGAAAUUUGUGAAAUUAUAGACUAUGAAGCGUAAACAGGUCUAACAAUUGACAGAACCAUCUGGAAGUAUGUUUCAUUCUUUAUAGUUUAUCCUUUAUUCUCCAUUAUUUUAUUGACUCAAUUGUAAACAAUUAUUUCAAAGAUAAUUUUGUUGAGGAUCAACAGGCACAGUCCAAAACUGUUCAACUUUUCCGGGCCCUCCCCAAGUUCUAUCAGAUUGAUUAAUCAUCAGUUUUUUAAUCUGUUCUGAGUUGAAGAGAAAAGCUGGUUGACUAUAGAGAGAUCCACGUUAUAAUAACAUUCUUUAAUCAGCAAUGGAAUUGCAGUCCUUGUUCAUCAUUCAACAAAGCAGAUAACGCUAUUCCUUUCUCGGUUUGCUCUGUUGCCAGAUCGUCUU